This is a messenger RNA of Corapipo altera (White-ruffed manakin), 583 nucleotides long. RefSeq names its product polyhomeotic-like protein 2. The record is from RefSeq and is a predicted model, not a curated record. The transcript has 4 exons. The annotation marks the transcript as partial. Lineage: Eukaryota; Metazoa; Chordata; Aves; Passeriformes; Pipridae.
GCUCUAGCCUGACCCGCGCUUCCCCCGCCCCGGUCCCGCCAUGGAGAACGAGCAGCUCCCGGCGCCGGCCCCUGCCAGCAGCUCCGGGGGCAGCGCCCCGGCCGCCGCCAGCACCGCGGCCACGCGCCCGCCCGGGCCCCAGAUCUCCGUGUACAGCGGCAUCCCCGACCGCCAGACCGUGCAGGUGAUCCAGCAGGCGCUGCACCGGCAGCCCAACACGGCGGCGCAGUACCUGCAGCAGAUGUACGCGGCGCAGCAGCAGCACCUCAUGCUGCAGACGGCUGCCCUGCAGCAGCAGCACCUCACCAGCGCCCAGCUCCAGAGCCUGGCAGCCGUCCAGCAGGCGAGCUUGGCGGCGAACCGGCAGAGCGGCUCCUCGGCGGGCAACGGCGCCCAGCCCGCCCCGGCACAGCAGCCCACGAUCAACCUGGCGACGUCGCCGGCGGCGGCACAGCUGCUGAACCGGGCGCAGAGCGUGGGCCCCGGCGCCUCGGGCAUCGCGCAGCAGGCGGUGCUGCUGGGCAAUGCCGCCUCGCCCGCCCUCACCGCCAGCCAGGCACAGAUGUACCUGCGGGCACAGAUG